GGCUAAAAAAGAAGAAAAAAGAAGAGUCUGCGAGUGGAGAGACAUUGCAUUUUUCUCUUGAAUGUUAAGUUGUACGUUGUUCUUGUGCUUUCGUGUUUUGGUGAUACGUUUUUCCUUCGAUAAAAUAAAUUGUUUCCGAACUCGUGGUAUAGACAUUGAAAAACGGUUCUAAUGGAUGCCGAUACUUUGCCGUACGUGUCGGAGUAUGCAAAAAGCAACCGGGCAUCGUGCAAACUUUGCAAGAACAAAAUAGACAAAGAUGAACUACGUCUUGGGGCGAUGGUGCAGUCGGCGUUUCACGACGGCAAACAAGCCCAGUGGUAUCACGAGCGGUGUUUUUUCCAAAAACUUCGGCCAUCUACUGAAGGAGAUGUGGCUCACUUCGAAAAUCUGCGCUACGAGGAUCAAGAGAGGAUUCGCCAAAAAAUCGGUAAGUUCAACCCAAUUCUCAAAGAAAUAUUUCGCAUCGUAAUUACUAAUUCUCAGUUACUAAUUAUUCAUGUUCAAACAUUUACUACAGCUGCGAUUGGCACUGGAGUGGUACCCCCGAAAAAGGGUGGAAAAGGAAAAAAGCGUUCGGCUGAAGAGACUGUUGCAUUGAAGGAUUACGGAAUUGAAUAUGCGUCAUCCGGUCGUGCAAUGUGUCGUGGAUGCGAAAUAAAAAUUUUGAAAGAUGAACCAAGAAUCAAAAAAGUUGAUUACACAACUGAAGUCGGCAUGAAGUAUGGUGGUCAGGCACUGUGGCAUCACAUCGAGUGUUUCGCCCAGGUGCGUUCUGAAUUGGGGUACUUCGAGAAGGGAGAGAUGUUGCCAGGCUUCAAUUUAAUGAAAAAAGAGGAUAAAGAGAAAAUUAAAACUUUGUUACCGGCGAUUAAAGUGGAGGAUAUUCCAGUUAAAAAACUCAAAGCUGAGCCAAAAGAUGAAACCGAUUCCGCUCAAGAAGCUGUUGAUGAAAAGCUUUAUGCUACACAACAAAAAGCGUUCUACAAAAUUCGGGAUAAGCUGAAGGAUCUUGACGUAAAGAAAACAGAUUUGAUCAGCAUUUUGAAACGGAACAAACAAGCGAUUCCGGAAGGUCCGAGUGAAUGUUUGGAACGGGUGUGUGACAUCUUAACCUUUGGUGCGUUGCAGCCUUGUCCCAAAUGCAAAGGGCAAUAUGUACUUCAGAAGUCAGCCUACCAGUGCGAGGGAAACCUUUCUGAGUGGGUUAAAUGUUUGAACACAGAUAAAAAACCACCACGCAUUCCAACUAAGCUUCCCUCUGAAAUAAAGAAGUCCUAUUCGUUUCUUGAAAAAUAUAAGUCCGUAGUUAGCGACCGCGUUAUCAAAUAUGUUCCUCCUAGCUUGAGUACAACAAUGAAGAAAGUCAAAAAGGAGGAAGUUCUUGAGCCGAAAGUAAAGCGUGAAAAGCCCCCACUGUACAAUAUGCAGUUUGUGAUUCUCGGCAAAACCGAGACCCCGAAAGACCAACUCAAAGAUAAGAUUCAAAAGCUCGGCGGCAAGGUUGUAACCAAAAUUACUAAUACUAUUGCUGCCAUAAUCUCUACUCCAUCAGAAGUAGAAAAAUUGGGAAGCCGAAUGCAAGAGGCGAAAGACAUGCAAAUUCAGGUAGUUCCGGAAGAUUUUCUCGAGGACGCUAAAGCGGGUGGUGCAUUGUCCUACAUUACGAGCAAAUCCAUUUGCGAUUGGGGCUCGGACCCUCAUACUCGUAUCCCGCAGGACGAGGAAAAGUCCAAAUCGAAGAAAAGCAUUUACACGAAAUCGAUACCAACCAAGAUGACUCUCAAAUUGAAAGGGGGAUUGGCCGUGGAUCCGGACUCGGGACUAGCUGACGUGGCCCAUGUGUACAAAGAUGGCAAGCUGGUGUACAAUUGCGUUCUGAACAAAGUGGACAUUCAAACUGACAAGAAUUCUUACUUCAAGAUGCAAGUUUUGAAAUCAGACAUUGGGCAGCGCUACUGGUUCUUCCGUGCCUGGGGUCGCAUAGGAACGACAAUAGGCGGGAACAAAGUGGAAGAUUGCGAUACCAUUUACGACGCGAUAGAGUCUUACCAACAUCACUUCCAGGAUAAGACUGGCAACUCGUUGGAGGCACACAACAAAGGUCUUUUCAAAAAGCGUCCUGGUUUGUACUAUACUGUAGAUAUCGACUAUGGAGAUGACAAGACGAAAAAGCUGACAGAAAAUAAUAAUAUCAAAUCUAAGUUAGAACCUGCCGUGCAGGAUCUGGUGCGAAUGUUGUUUGAUGUCGAUACCAUGAAAAAGGUAAUGUUGGAGUUCGAAUUAGACAUGGAAAAAAUGCCGCUCGGAAAGUUGUCACAAAAGCAGCUCCAAGAAGCGAUGCAAGUACUGACGGAAAUAUCAAACUUGAUUGUUAACGGAGGCAGUAACCAGCAAUUCAUUGCCGCAUCCAAUCGUUUCUAUUCGUUGAUUCCACAUAAUUUUGGUGUUGAAACUCCUACCAUUUUGGACACCGUGGAACAAGUUAGAGAUAAACAAGCCAUGCUCGAAAGUUUGAUGGAGAUUGAAAUCGCUUAUAGUUUGUUGAAUGCUGAAACGGAUGAUACCAAAAAUCCAUUGGAUGCUCACUAUGAGCAACUCAAAACAGACAUGGAAACACUUAAGCGUGAUUCGGAGGAGUUUAAGCUGCUCGAGAAGUACGUGAAGAAUACUCACGCUGAAACGCACACCGCGUACCAACUGGAAGUGAGCGAGAUAUUCAAGAUUCAACGCAAAGGUGAAAUUCGCCGAUACAGGCCGUUCAAAAAACUGCAUAACCGUAAACUUUUGUGGCACGGAUCGCGUCUCACUAACUUUGUCGGUAUUCUGUCACAUGGUUUGAAAAUUGCACCACCUGAAGCACCCGCUACGGGUUACAUGUUCGGAAAGGGUAUCUAUUUUGCCGAUAUGGUUUCAAAAUCGGCUAACUAUUGUUGUACAAGUUCUCUAAAUUCUACCGGUUUGAUGUUACUAUGUGAAGUAGCUUUGGGAGAUAUGCAAGAGUUCACACAGGCUCACUACGUUACCAAACUACCGGCAGACAAGCACAGUACCAAGGGCGUGGGUCGCACUCAGCCAGAUCCCAACGACGUUUACACUCGGCCAGAUGGUGUUCAGAUUCCGUACGGUAAAGGAGUUACGCAAGAUCCAAAUCUGCGUACGUCUUUGCUGUACAACGAAUACAUCGUAUACGACGUAGCUCAGGUCAACUGUCAGUAUUUGUUCAAAAUGAACUUCAAGUACAACUAUUAAAUGGUAAGCGGUUGAAAAUUUCACACCAAAUGAGAUUCCUAUCUUUUCAAAUACAAUUAUUUUUAAACCGUGUUGUGUACAAAACAUCACGAUAUGUUUUUACCGGUAUAUUCUUUGAUUUUUAUUCGUUUACAGUAAUAUGCAUAUUCGUACCGCGAUAACAGUUAAA
Molecule: messenger RNA, 3421 nt
Organism: Wyeomyia smithii (pitcher-plant mosquito)
Lineage: Eukaryota; Metazoa; Arthropoda; Insecta; Diptera; Culicidae
Gene: Parp1
Product: poly [ADP-ribose] polymerase
Exons: 3
Coding region: 172-3252 (1026 amino acids)
Cellular component (GO): nucleus
Molecular function (GO): DNA binding; zinc ion binding; NAD+ poly-ADP-ribosyltransferase activity
Source: RefSeq, a predicted model, not a curated record